AUGUCUGAUCCCUCUUCCACUACGCUCCCACCAUUACCUUCCGACCACCUCGAUCACCCAGAACAAUGGACGACAGGCUCCGAACCGGCCACAGAGAAACAGAAAGGCUUCAUUGCUGUGUUGGAGAAACAGAACCCCGGUUUAGUACCUGAUGAGGGUAUUGCGAAAGGUGAUCUGGGGAAGAGCGAGGCGAGUGAGAUUAUCGAUUCGUUGAAGAAGGGUGAGAAGGUUGGAUCGGAUGAAAAAGAAGUCGAAGCUGAAGAGGAUACUCAAAAGAAGGAAAAUGAGGGAGAUACUCCAAAGAAGGAAGAGGGGGAGGAAGGAGGAGGAAAAACUGGCGAGAAGAGGAAAGAUCAUCCCUCUUCUCAAGAGGACAUCAAAGAAGGAAAGAAGGGUACCACUGUUACACUUACUCAGGAGAGUGAAAAGGACGAACUUGUUUCUUCACAAGAGAUAGAUGUCGAUGAUGAAAAAGAUCCGAAACAAACUACUCUAGAUGGUGUUUUCGGUGGAGAAUCGGAAGAAAAGGAAGAGGAAGAUCGAGCAAGUAAGAAACCCAAACUUGACCAUUCCUCUUCUUCUUCUACAAACGGAAAAGCCAAUGCAGCCAAAACAAGCAAUCCUUCAAAUUCGACUACUACGGACAACAAGCCUUACGAUGAAGCACAUCCACCCGUCCAAGCUGAUUCAGGAGCGACUUAUCCGAAACCCACCGAGACAGAUACGAUACCCGGAUCACCUACCCACCUCGAUCAUCCCGAGAACUGGGCGACGGGCGACCAACCUGCUACGGAUAAGCAAAAGAGUUUUAUCAAAGUGCUUGAAAAGCAAAAAGGAGUCAGUGGGAGUGAGAAUGUAGAAGGGCUGGGGAAGAGUGAGGCUAGUGAGAAGAUUGAGGAGUUGAAGGAGAUGUAG
This is a messenger RNA of Kwoniella botswanensis, 915 nucleotides long. RefSeq lists its product as uncharacterized. The transcript has a single exon. The record is from RefSeq and is a predicted model, not a curated record. Lineage: Eukaryota; Fungi; Basidiomycota; Tremellomycetes; Tremellales; Cryptococcaceae. The coding region runs from base 1 to 915 and encodes 304 amino acids.